AUGUAUAAUAUUGUGAAAAUAAACGAGAAUAGGCUUAAAUUAUAUUUUAAUAUCAUAAGAAAAAUACACAAUGUAGAUCUUAGUAACAUUCCUAAGGUAACUGUUGCUAAUAUACGCAAAGUUUUACGCCAAAAAGGUUUCGCUGUUCAGGAUGGUUUUACAUCUCUUACAACAAAGUGUACAAUAUGUACGGAGGAAAAGGUUGAACAGAAAAAAGCUGAUAAUAAAUUUUAUGUUAACAAAACUACAGGCUAUUUCAUAUGUCCUAAGUGUAAUAUUCACGGAGACUGGAGCAUACUCGAAAGAUUAUUGAAGAAAUCUAAAGUUGAAGGCAGUAUUAAGGAAUAUAUUAACGAAUUACAGCAGAAGAUAGAGAAUUUUCAACAAAACUGGAAGAAUAUUUUAGAAAAUACUACCUCAAUUGUAGACUUAAGUGAAGUAGAGGUUUUGGAUCUCUUUAGAUUAUUUGAAUAUCCAUACUAUGAAGAAUCAAAGAAAGUGUUAUCAGAUGUAAGAGUAUCAAAGGACCACACAGUAUUAUAUUUCCCUUUAAAAAACACUCUGGACAAUGUAGUGGGUUACCAUAAAGUACAAGCAGGAAGGGAGGAUGAGACUGAAAGUUGUGGCCUGUAUGCCGCUGGAUUAUUUCACUGUAGAGCCGCCAAAACCAGUCGUAAUGAUAUGGGCAUACUAGUGCCAAAUAUACAAGAUGUUUUACACUUAGCUGCAUCUAAAGUUCCAGGUACACUUAUUUGGCUCAAUAAUUGCAGCCUACCACCAAUAUUACUACCAACUCUAGAAAAUUACCAGAAAUUGUGUCUGUGGGGAGAUUGGGAUAACAUGAGAAGUGUUGCUGAGAAGCUGGGUGAAGAUAGAUGUCGAUUUGUUAGACCCACAGAUGGCUUGGUAACAGCAACAGAAGCAGCAAAGGCUAAUUUAUCUUUGAAAACCUUGGUCUCAGAGGCGAAGCCCGCUGCCCAUCGUUCCAUCACUACUUUUGCUUCCUUAAGGGAUGAUGUAUAUGCUGAACUCACCAACAUAGAUAAGGUUCGCGGAGUGAAGUGGCGUCGCUUCCCCGGCCUGACGCGGCUGCUGGGCGGACACCGGCGGGGUGAGCUCACCGUGCUCACGGGGCCCACGGGCUGCGGGAAGACCACGCUCUGUGCGGAGAUGUCGCUCGACCUCGCGCAGCAGGGGGUCACGACUUUAUGGGGAAGUUUCGAAAUUCGUAACUCUCGCCUAGCUCGCACGAUGCUUCAGCAGUUCGCGGGUGUCCCGCUCGAGCAGAACCUUCAGGACUUCAGUAAAUACGCUGACGACUUCCAAAAGUUACCUCUUUACUACCUCGCCUUCCACGGACAACAGCCAAUUAAAGUUGUCAUGGAGGCGGUGGAGCACGCGCGCUACAUGCACGACCUGGCGCACGUGGUGGUGGACAACGUGCAGUUCAUGCUGGGGCUGGGCGACGAGCGCGAGGGCGACCGCUACCAGCGCCAGGACGCCGUCAUCGCCGCCUUCCGCACCUUCGCCACGGCGCGCCACACGCACGUCACGCUCGUCAUGCAUCCAAGGAAGGAACGUGAAAGUGAAGAUCUGUCAACUAGCUCCAUUUUUGGUAGUGCCAAAGCAUCGCAAGAAGCUGAUAACGUUCUUAUAAUUCAAGAUAAAAGAUUAACUUCAGUUCGUGGAAAAAAAUACUUGCAAGUUGCUAAAAACAGAUACAGUGGAGAUCUCGGCAUCGUUCCAUUAGAUUUUGAUAAAGACUCGCUCAGCUAUCAGCCGAAAAAGAAACCAAAAAAUAAAGAUGAACCAGAAAAACUCUUAGAUCAGUGUUUUGAAGAAUAUUCCUUGGAAGAACGCAAUUACGAUAACUUUGGUAAUACAAAUGGCAAAGCAAAGAAUCAGAAAAACAAAAAUAAGCAUAAUGAAGCAGACACAUUUCUUAGUGAUAUUUUAAAUUUAAAUAGAACGAGAUAACUUUUAAUGAAUUUCAUAGUGAAGGACUAACUAAAAGUGUUAUUAAAAAUAUGUAAUCUUGGGAAAUAGAACCAAAAUGCCCUAAGAACCAUUUUUAUUAUGCUGCUGAUACAAAAAACGGAUUUUAAGAUUAUGUACUGCUGUAUAAAACACCUCUACUAUAAAACUUCAAUAGUUUAAUCUAGCUUGGAGUCCGUUUUCUCACUAUGGACGCACAGUUGAUGCCACAUGGCAUUCUGAUACCUCACUAAAAAUGGAAGAAUAAUAUACCGAUGAAUUUUGGUACAUCGGAACAACUGGCACAGCCGCAGCUCGCCGCCUAAACAACACUUAGAAACUUUUGGUAUUAGUCUACAUUUAAUCCUGAGAAAUUUUGGUUGAUAUCAAAUAAAAAUUCUGCCAACGCAAAAUACAUUUAUUUUAUUUGAUUACACGUUUCAAAGUUGAGAUAUUCAUUAAAUGUACUUUAAUAAUACUUUUAAUAAAUAAAUUAUUUAAACAGCUA
Messenger RNA from Melitaea cinxia (Glanville fritillary), 2482 nucleotides. RefSeq names its product mitochondrial DNA helicase (gene mtDNA-helicase). NCBI's taxonomy places the organism in Eukaryota, Metazoa, Arthropoda, Insecta, Lepidoptera, Nymphalidae. Gene Ontology annotation, biological process: mitochondrial DNA replication. Gene Ontology annotation, cellular component: mitochondrion. The record is from RefSeq and is a predicted model, not a curated record. The coding region runs from base 1 to 1977 and encodes 658 amino acids. The transcript is spliced from 10 exons. Gene Ontology annotation, molecular function: ATP binding; 5'-3' DNA helicase activity; single-stranded DNA binding.